ACCCACCGCACCAGAAGGGGGCAGCAUAUCUCUAUGUGAAACGUACGGUAGUGAAGGAAGGAAGUUGACAAUGAUCGCCUUCUGCUGCAACACCAGCGCCACAUUUGAGUAGCGUUUGUUUGGUCGAUAACAACAGUCAGUUGGAGUCGACUUUGUUGUCAGGGUAGACAGUAACACGUUAAAUACUUCAGUUAUGGACAACAGAUCAAAGAUGGUCCCCGAUAGUAGUCAGAUUCGUCGGCAGGGGGCCCAGGACUUUAGGGCCUAUUAUGAAUUUGCCUGUGCUCGACAGGACUCUGUGCCUCUUCCAGCUGUUAAGAUGAAUGCGCACAAAGGGAUGCUGCAGUUCAAUGGAGACAAACUCAAGGUCACCGACUGGCCGCCGGUGCUCGCCUCAAUAUCCAUCAACAAACACCUUCAUCACAUUUCAAUAAGCAGCACGUAUUAUGGCGCUUUGGGUUCUGGAAGUUCAGAUAUAAGGUACUAUAAGACUGGCUUCAGGAAGAGAAUACCAGCGGUUUGCUCCAAAGACAUGACGUUCAAGCUGUGCAAGGCCAUAAAGGAGUGUCUGACUGUGUCCUCCAGCCUGAAGACCCUACAAAUAAAUGGACUUCCACUGAGAGAGAGGGACCUUGUUUUGUUGACAAAGGGCUUGGCAAAAAGUGUCUCACUGGAGAACCUUUCUCUGGCUAACUGUCCAAUCUCUGACCAGGGUUUGGAGGUGAUUUGCCAAAGUGUGAAGUAUUCUCCAGUCAUCCGGACUGUAGAUUUCACAGGCUGUAAUAUCACAUGGCGAGGAGCAGAGCACGUGGCCAAUGUCAUCAAGCAUCAAGCCAUGCACAGACAUAGUGCUGCCUGGGCAGAAUCUCUUAGGUACCGACAGCCUCACUUUGAGAUGAUGGGCGGUCUCCGCCGCGUCACCCUGAACUGUAACACUUUGAUUGGUGACCACGGUGCUGCUGCUCUUGCUCGUGAAUUGACAGAAGACCUCUGGGUUAAAGCUAUUGACCUUCAAAGAUGCGGUCUGUCCAAUGAGGGAGCUCGGCGUCUGCUGGAAAGCUUGAAAUCUAACUCUGCUCUGUGUGUAAUGGAUAUUCGCUGUAAUCCUUUAGUAGACAAAGGCUUAAUUCAAAUCAUAAUAGAGAAAGUACUGAUGAACAGUGAAGCAGAUGAACGCUCACUCGAGCAAUACUCGUGGAUCAAACCUGCAGCCACUGAGCCACAGAGAAACACAGGUGUGAGGAAGACAUCGGUACCCAGAACUUUCAAAGGAAAGGCUUCUGUGCCGACAGCUGCGGGUAAAGUAAUAUUUGGAGGAAGGGGCUCCGGUGGCGUUCGGUCUCAAAAGCCCUGUUCAAAUUCCCACAACAUUCCAUGGCGUGCUGCUGCACGAGCUGAGCGCCUGAGGGGUCUGCCUCCUCCAGUAACUGUGACAAGCCAAAGUUUUCAGCAUGCAGCUACUGUCAAAGUUACUGUAGAUUCAGAGGAAGAGGAAGAGGAAGAAGUGACUGAGGAAGUGGAGCAGAGACUGAGUUCUUUAAAUCUUCAGGAGAAAUUGACCAGAAGACAUUUGGACCGUUUGCAGAUGGAGCUGAAAGCAUGUCGUCUGAGUCUGGCAGAGGAGCGCAGGUCCAGACUGAGGACUGAGUCCCGGCUCUUAGAGUACGAGUUGGAAAAUGCUCGUUUGCGUGACACAAACCAGUCUCUGUCCGAGGCCCUUGCAGCCACUGGUUCUGGAUCAGCGCCUCCUGCUGUCCAUGCUCUGGAAGACGAAGCUGUGCUGGAGAGCAUAGAAACCUCAUUCACCAAGUUCCAUGCUUUCCUGGAUCUCCUUAAAGAUGCAGGCCUAGGUCAGCUAGCAUCAAUGGCUGGAAUUGAGAGGUCAGAUUUUCAACCUUUGGGGAAACCUCAGCUGUCCUCUACUGUAGGACGCCAUGGAGAUGUUAUGGAAAAAAGGGACGUCCUUCCUCUGGAAAGCAGUUCUCCCUCUGCUGGCCCUGGAGUCUCAGCCAAAACCCCCACACCCAGGCGUUCUUUCCUUGGAGACAUGCUGCAGGAUCUGCCCGUGGCUAAAACAGUGGGUCCUGCAGCAGAGCCUGGUGUAGGUGGAGAGAAAGAACCAGAACAAUAUUCAAGGCCUUACAUGCAGCAGCUCUCUGGAUCUCAGCGCAGCACAUGUGGCCAAAAGUCCUUUGGUGAAACUUUUCAGAUUCAGCCCAGGGUCGACAACAGUAAUCACCAGAGUGGUCCCUAUCACAGAAGCCCCUCCUCUUACAGCAGCGGGUCUCAUAGUGGGUUGUCAAUGAGAUCUGGUGUCAGUGACAUCAUGAGUGACAGGGCAGAGUCUGUGGGAUCUGUAGAGUCAGUAAACAGCAGAAUAGAAAGGCUAGGCACAUGACGUCAGUCAGAAUGGUCAGAUAGAGAAGGUACAAACACUCUGGAAUAACAACAGAAAUGUGGUGCUACUCCUAAAAUUGUACUGCGUUAAUGGGUGUUUUGCAGUUUUUGCAGAUUUGUUUUAAGUAACUUCUUAUAAUUUUUGUAUGUUUUUUCUUGUCUCUGUCUUAGCAGGCAUGCAGAACUUGAAAACACGUACAAUGGGGGGGGGCGGGGGGGUGUAAUCACUGAAGUGCCAUUGUACACAUUUAGUUGACUGUAGAACAAAGUAAACUUUUAAGCUUAAGUUUUUUUUUUUCCAUACUGAUAUCACUGUGUUUUUGCUUUGUGUUAAUCGUAAUUCUGCACAUCCAAUAUACACAGUAAACAUUUCAGCAGAUUGAUACAAUUUUAAAGCAAGAUUACAUUUUUAGUAAAUACAUAUUUUGCAAAUUGACUAUUAAAUGUGGUUCUGGAAUGUAGUAUAUUGUGUACACGAUGAAUUUAAUGUAGCUUUUUAGUUUUUGUUGGUUCACAUACAGUACAUAAAUUUGAACCAUUUGCAUCUGUGUCCUGUAGGCUUUAUUCACCUACCUAUUCAAUGGGUAUUAUGUCUGGUUGUUCAGAUCACGAGGAUGUGUCAUAGGAAGUUUUGUGCAAUCUAAAAUUAGAUUUUCCAGAAUUGGUUUUAGGAUGUGUCAGUGACAACGCCUUCACAAUGAAUGUUGCCUAAUUUUCCAUUUGUAUUAUUAGUUAAUCUCUACUCCUUUUGGUUAUACUUCUGAACUUGUUAAUCUCAGCAUGGUUUGAUUCACUACCUUAUUUCUUCAUGGAGAGAAUGGUGAAAACAGAACCUUUUCUUCUAUGAAGGGCAAAUCCAAACUGUAACUUUUGCCAAAUAGAAAAUUCAAACUACUGUGUUAUUAAAAAUGAAAAAAAUA
Cynoglossus semilaevis (tongue sole) is the source of this 3317-nucleotide messenger RNA. RefSeq names its product centrosomal protein 78 (gene cep78). Gene Ontology annotation, biological process: cilium organization. The transcript is spliced from 16 exons. The record is from RefSeq and is a predicted model, not a curated record. The coding region runs from base 194 to 2398 and encodes 734 amino acids. Gene Ontology annotation, cellular component: centrosome; ciliary basal body. Gene Ontology annotation, molecular function: protein binding. Lineage: Eukaryota; Metazoa; Chordata; Actinopteri; Pleuronectiformes; Cynoglossidae.